Molecule: messenger RNA, 567 nt
Organism: Gongylonema pulchrum
Lineage: Eukaryota; Metazoa; Nematoda; Chromadorea; Rhabditida; Gongylonematidae
Source: the annotation of a GenBank genome assembly
AUGCUCAUAUUUGCAUUAUUGCAUUUUUGCCCCGUUUCAUGUGAUUUAUUUCAGCCGAAUGGUCGUUUCCAGUUGCACAAAAAAAUAUGCCUCAGCAUUUCGGGCCAUCAUCCGGAGUCCUGGCGGCCAUCCUGGUCCAUUCGCACCGCACUUCUGGCACUUAUUGGUUUCAUGCCAACUCAUGCAGCCGGUGCACUUGGUUCGCUUGAGUAUCCAGCCGAAGAGCGACGAAGACUGGCCAAGCUGUACGAUGAAAAUGAGGCGAAACAGAAAGAAGCGGACGACACUGAUCAGACUGUGCACGCAAUGGGUGAUGGUAUUGGUCGAAAUGAGUGCGCGCAAGACUCAGUGGACACGGCGGAGAAUUUACGUCCGAGGCGCUUGCAGCAGCAACAGCAGCAGGAGCAGUCAGAAGCCGAGCUCAGCACUGGCACGGGAGAUGUGCUGGAGUCGUCGUCGCGCACCUAUUCCUGGGAAUUACUUGGCAUAUUGCUACUUUCUUUUCUGGUUCUUGGCCUGGUGAUGCGACGACUCUUCAUUGUCCAGGGUUUCAAUCAGAUGAUUUGA